UGUUGGUCGCUCGUUGCCAGUCAGGUUAAAUAUUUCUUACCGGCAACAACUCUUUCUCCCCAAUCGGAUUCAGUUCUCUACUCGCGUGCCAGACCCGGUUCGAUCUGAUAUACAUACAUACAAACAGUGUGUGUUCGUGUCUGCUUGUGCUUAUCAAAGAUCCCAUUGGGGGUACAUAAACCGGACUACGGUCGAAUAGAUCGCUCAGUGGACCAAAGUGCUAUCUCUUUGCAAGUUGAAAGUGAUCCAGACGUUAGUGCACCAAAAUGUCUCGCAAUCCGGCUGAAAAUCAACUAAAUCUAUACAAGGACAGUCAGAAGGAGAAAAACGUUUCCGUGACCAGCAAUGGAGCCCCGGUAGGCACCAAGACUGCCACCGCAACCGUUGGCGAACGAGGACCAGUAGUACUGCAGGAUGUUCACUUCCUGGACGAGCUGGCUCACUUCGACCGGGAGCGUAUUCCGGAACGUGUUGUGCAUGCGAAGGGUGCCGGAGCAUUCGGUUACUUCGAGGUGACGCACGACAUCACGAAGUACUGCGCUGCUAAAGUAUUCGAGAAAGUCGGCAAGAAAACACCGCUAGCCGUUCGCUUUUCGACCGUCGGAGGAGAAAGCGGUUCAGCCGAUACGGCCCGUGAUCCGCGUGGUUUUGCCGUGAAGUUCUACACCGACGACGGUGUGUGGGAUUUGGUUGGUAACAACACUCCGAUUUUCUUCAUUCGCGAUCCAAUUCUGUUCCCAAGCUUCAUCCACACUCAGAAGCGUAAUCCUGCUACACAUCUCAAGGAUGCGGACAUGUUCUGGGAUUUUAUCACGCUGCGCCCGGAAUCCACCCAUCAAGUCAUGUUCCUCUUUGCCGACCGAGGAAUUCCAGAUGGCUAUCGAUUCAUGAAUGGUUAUGGAUCGCACACUUUCAAACUGAUCAAUGCUGACGGUAAACCGGUGUACUGCAAAUUCCACUUCAAGUGCAACCAAGGUAUCAAAAACCUUGAAGCCAAGCGUGCCGAUGAUUUGGCCGGAGCUGAUCCCGACUACAGCAUUCGUGACUUGUACAAUGCUAUCGCUAAGGGAGACUUCCCAAGCUGGACCCUGAAAAUUCAGGUAAUGACUUUCGAGCAGGCAGAAAAACAUCCCUUCAAUCCGUUCGACGUUACUAAAGUCUGGCCGCAGUCGGAAUUCCCACUCAUGCCGGUAGGUAAAAUGGUUCUGGAUCGCAAUCCGAAGAACUACUUUGCUGAGGUUGAGCAAAUUGCCUUCGCUCCCUCGCAUCUCGUACCUGGUGUCGAACCAUCUCCAGACAAGAUGUUGCAAGGUCGUCUCUUCUCUUAUGCCGAUACUCAUCGUCAUCGUCUUGGAGCAAACUAUAUUCAGCUUCCGGUCAAUUGUCCGUACCGGGUUAAAACUACAAACUAUCAACGUGACGGUCCAAUGAAUGCUACCGACAAUCAAGGUGGAGCUCCGAACUACUAUCCAAACUCAUUCAGCGGUCCUGAGCCAUGUCCCUUCGCACGCAAAUUGCAGAACUCUACCUUCAAAGCUAGCGGAGAUGUACAACGCUAUGAAACCGGAGAUGAUGAUAACUUCUCUCAACCCGCUAUUUUCUACCGCAAGGUGCUGGAUGAAGCCGCUCGGCAGCGUAUGAUCACCAAUAUGGUGAAUCAUAUGAGCAAUGCAUCAACCUUUAUUCAGGAACGUGCAGUUAAGAACUUCACUCAGGUCGAUGCUGACUUUGGCCGCAGACUGACGGAAGGCCUGAAGCUACGUCGUUCGGCCAACUUGUAAGCAUCGUAGCGAUGGUGCUGUUUGCGGAUUCAUUGGUGGAUAUUUACACGUAACAAUCACACGCACAUACAAGCUUAUAUUUUAUCAAAUAUCUUUUUUUAUAUUUUUCAUUACGAACACGAAGGAGAUUUUGGGGUAACUAAUAAUAAAAAAAGGCACGAAGGCUUUGUACAUGUUUAAACAUUAAUGGUAAAGAUCGUAUAUUUCUAUAUGUUAUUUUGGAUGCUAUUCGAUUCCAAUAAAGUUUAACGAUUUCCAA
Messenger RNA from Wyeomyia smithii (pitcher-plant mosquito), 2040 nucleotides. RefSeq names its product catalase. NCBI's taxonomy places the organism in Eukaryota, Metazoa, Arthropoda, Insecta, Diptera, Culicidae. Gene Ontology annotation, biological process: hydrogen peroxide catabolic process; response to hydrogen peroxide. The record is from RefSeq and is a predicted model, not a curated record. The transcript is spliced from 2 exons. The coding region runs from base 267 to 1781 and encodes 504 amino acids. Gene Ontology annotation, molecular function: heme binding; catalase activity. Gene Ontology annotation, cellular component: peroxisome; mitochondrion; cytoplasm.